AUGGCAAUAAGUAGUAAACUACCAAUAUCAUUACAUAAGAAGAUUAUUGAGUUGUUAUGGAUCAAUCUGUGUGAGAGAGAGUUAAGAUGGCUGUUGUCAUUGGGCUUGGUAUCUCAUACAUACUUGAGAAUAGUGGCAUCACUCAAUACAUCAUUCGUAGGCGACGAUCAUACACUGUUGAAGCAUCACAGUGAACAUAGUAUCUUUACAAAGCUUGUGUCUGUGAGCGGUCCGCUCAAGAGCAUCGAGUUGAGCUGUCGUCAGUGUGCCGCCGACAAGGCGGGAGGAGAACCUGGCGACGAGGAAUGCUCCGUCGUGCCACCGGCCAAGCUCAGCAGAGAGAUCAUCGGAUACAUGGGUCAGACCGUCACAUCACUCAAGUGCUACGAGCAGCCCACCCUUUGGAAGCUGGUCCAGGGCGGACACAUGCGACUCACGCGUCUCAUCACGUCCUACAGCCCGGACAAGCACCCAUUACUCUGCGCCAACGUCCAAUGUGUCGCCAACACACUUCGACAUCUCGAGCUCAUGGUCAUCAACAAGUCGCAUGUCUCUAGCAUCGUAGAAGUCAAGGACUUUAUGCUUCUAGUCAAUUACAUUGCAUCAGAACUACCGCGAUCACUCACAUCAUUGUCCAUUGUGGAGUGCUCAACGAUCAAUCUUACAUUGUGUCUGGUCGAGCACGCUACCAUCACCGAGCGCUUCUUUGGCGGUCUCCUCGAGAUGAGACAACUCAACAGUCUGAAGCUACACCUCGGCUUGGAGAAGAUGGUCGCAAACUCUGAGGACUUCAACAGCAAGUUCCUUGCGUACCUCAAGACACAGCGCACUCUGAACACGCUGGACAUCAACUUCCCUACCAACGCACGAAUCACAAAGUACUUGUUGCAGUCGACCAAGUGCACGAUCAAUGACAUCCGAGCAAACAUGGGCUGGCUGGUGCCCGUCAAGCGCAAGAUCCAGCAUCUGGACCCCCGCGGCCUCUACGUCCAGCCGAACGACCCCAACACCAAGUUGAUCAUCGAGUCGAUCAACAACAUCAAGUCCAUCGCGCUGCUCGACACGGACGUGGCCAUCGCCACAACCAUCCUGCGCCACUGCACCGGCGUGGAGACGCUCUCAUUCAAGCUGCACCUGUUUGAGGAGGACCAUGGUGACAUGAUCCGCCUGUUCUUCGAGGCGCUACAACAGAACAAGACGCUGCAGUACAUCUACAUCGACUUUGAGAUGGACAUCAGUCCCACGUCCAGUCUGCUGCCGUACCUGCGUCUGUGCGAGAUCAUCCGUAGUCAUCCCUCCAUCAACAACAAGACCACGUGGCAAACGUACAUCAAGCCGCGUGAGAAGGACUGUAUGCGCCACUGUGGUGACAUUGGCGAUGACGAAGAGAGCGAAAGUGAUUCCGACGAUGGAGAUGAUUACUAUGACUACGAGGAUGAAGAUGAUGAUGAUGUAUACGACUAUUAUGACGAGUAUGGCUACGACCAUGAUAAUGUUUAUGAGGAUGAUUAUGAUGACGAAGAUGAUGAUGAUGAGUUUGGUGCUGGUAACAUUAACGACUCCUGUUAUGUCAAAGAUGGCAAGAUGAUGACCACCAAUCCCAUGGUGGCCAAAUACCUCCAGAUGUUCGCCGCCGCCACUGGCACCCAAGACUGUCUCACUACCAUGACCGAGGAAGAGUUCAAGAAGUACCAGGGACAAAAAGGAUCAAAGAGAUAG
This is a messenger RNA of Acytostelium subglobosum LB1, 1719 nucleotides long. RefSeq lists its product as hypothetical. The transcript has a single exon. The coding region runs from base 1 to 1719 and encodes 572 amino acids. The record is from RefSeq and is a predicted model, not a curated record. NCBI's taxonomy places the organism in Eukaryota, Evosea, Eumycetozoa, Acytosteliales, Acytosteliaceae.